AUGGAAUCAGGAGAAUUCUGGAUUGGUGCACACUCGAAUAAAAAAGAUAUAUGGUAUUGGAUAGACAACAAUAAAAAAUUGAAACUUGAUCAUACUUUUAUGGGCGGUUUCCGUCUAUGGGAUCCUUCUGAGUUUGUCUCUAGUGUUGAUAGUUGUUUAACAAUAUAUGGAAAAAGACACAAUAUUCCAACUUUCAUUCCUCUUCAGUGUUCAAAAAAGAGAACCUUCAUUUGCGAACGAGUGAUUGAUAAAAUUGGCAUCGAGGCUAAUAAAAUUGGUGUUGUAAAAAUAGAGAACGGAGAAUUUGUUCUCUAUUCAGCAAAAGCAACUUGGGCUGAAGCUGUCGCUUAUUGUCGACUACAAAAUUUUCAAAUUGCUGAAGUAAAAUCCAAAGAAGAAGCUCGUCUUGUAGCUUCUUCAAUGUUAAAAGCGAGGCCUGAUAAAAUCGAGAGCGCAUGGAUAGGUGGUCACUUUAAGAAUAACAUUUGGAAAUGGGUAGCAUCCAAUGAGAUCAUAGAUACUAAUAAAUUUUGGUCAAACAAUACUCUAAUGGCCACUGGAUGUUUAUUAUUAGACAGUCAUAUUUUCGAAGAACCAGUCUACAUUAGUGCCAAAUGUAAUCGGAAACGAAACAUAUUAUGUCAGAAAACCACUGCGAAAGAAUUAAUCAGCAAAUUGCCAACACCAUUGGAAGUCGAUGGUUGUCCUUAUUGGAUUGGAACUUAUCCUCUAAAUUGGCUUGAUGCUAGUAGAGCAUGUCUUGCUAUUAAUGCAUCAUUGGUAAUUUUCGAUUCAGCAGAAAUUAUAAAUCAUAUGAUGAAUCUCAUGGCUGAUUACAAUCACGAAUUGCGACGUAUUUGGACCGAUGGAUACAGGAGACAAAACAUUUCCAAAGAAGGAAAUAAUCAUUGGUAUUGGAAAAGCACUGGGAAUCCAAUAUCUGAGUCUAAUUUUAUUCCCUGGUGCUCCGAUUGUUACGGGAGUGAAUAUGAAAAUUGUUUAAAUUUAGAACGAGAUAAUCGCAAGACGCCUGUGGUUUACGGUCUGAAUUGUAAGAGAAAUCAAACUUACGUCUGCCAACCAUGGAAAGGGCAUUGCGUUUCACACCGAGUGCAAGACGAUUUACUGAUGAAUUCUGAUUUUCUGAAUUUGUAUUCGGGUCUUGCUGACAUGAAACCGGUAAAAACGCCAACAAUUGUGCUAAGUCAGAAUUCUUCCACAGAAACUAAAGAAGAGAACGUGCCUUUCCUUUACGAGGAUGUCAGUAACAUGAAAACAUUUCAUAGCACUGAAUCUUAUUAUUCGAGUUCACUGUCCUAUGCAACUUCACAACAAGUGAAUUUUUUCCUCAAAGAAGAAGCUACUGUGUCGUCGGUCAUCAAAGAAAUCUCCAAGAAAUUUGAAGAUAAUCACAAAAAUUCCAAAUAUAAUUUACUCGAAUCAACAGAGGUAAACGAAACAAAUUCACUAAAUUUCAUUAUUCAACUUUUCAGUCUGCAAUUUACACUACCAUCUUUGCCGCAGUUUGGUAUUAUUAAGGUGGUCAGUGCCGAAGAUGCUAAUCCAGAGAAUGUUUCUCAAAAAGAAUUUUCCAAAACACAUGAGUUUGAAAAUACUGAACCGACUUUUGAACAAACGGCAACGACAAAUGCAAUAUUAACAGAAGAGAUAGUAACUACUGAUGGUUUAUACGGAGCAAAUGUUGAUUAUGACGAUUCAGCUUCUACAACUUCGGAAAUUGUGGAAAGGAUUACAGAAGCAACGACUGAUAAAGAAUUUCUAAAAACAAACGAAACUUUGAUUGCAGCAAAUAUCACUAAGGAUCUGAAUAUUUCGGCUAUUCUUCAAAAGGUGAUAGAAGAGGAGCUGCAGUUACUGAAUCAGAAAAAUGAAUACACAACUAGUAGAAAAUUUCUAACGAACUCGGGAAGUACAAGUGAACCAGAAAAUGAAACGGAGAUUAUAAUUCCUCCUUAUUUCGCAAUUGAAUCUCCCUUGAGUGUCGAACUUAGUGCAGAUAUGGAUAAUUUUGUACCAACAUUAAAAACCACAGAACGAACUAUUACGAACGAAGGAAUUAUCACCAAAAAGACUCCGGACUAUGAUGAUCUAAAGAUUAAUCCUUACGAUAAAAAUUCUAUGCUCCAACUUGGAAGAUUCUUCAAAAAUAUUUUUGCUGACAAAACUUCCAAUGCACAAACAAUUAAUUUAAAUUUGAUUUCUCGUCCAAAUUCGCCAGAGGAUAGUCAGAGUAUUUUGGAGAAAAAUUAUAUUCAAAGGGAUACGAAGGGUCGAAAGGAACACAUCGAAACAAGUGAUUCUCCUUCUACUUUUCCUCUAUUUUACCGUCUUGUUGAUUUGCUCAAAAAAUCAGACAGUAACAGCAAAAAUGGAAAUAAUAAAAAAAGUGCUGGUAGCAAUCCUCAGAAACUGUUCAACAUUCUCAAAAAUUUAAUAAAUGGGGUAAGAAUUGACAUAAACGAGACGCGAUUGAAAACUUACGUCCAAAAAUUCGUUAGGGAAAAGUUAUCAAAAAUUUACGAUUCCUAUAGUAGUAAAUCAGAUAAUUGGCGCAAAAAUUUCGAAAACAUACUCAAAUUACUAAAUGGUACGACAGUAAACUUUCAAGGCGAGAGGGUACAAAUUCGUCUUGGAAGUUUUGCUUAUAAAAAGCAACCAGUUAGUCAAGAAAAAGAAGGAAAAAGAAUAGAAAAUAAAACCAAACCUUUAAAUGACGAGAAAAAUUCGUUUAGCCAUAAUCAUUAUCCGUACGUGAAUAAAUCAACGAAACAAAGAAGUAAAUACGAAAAAGAGUAUAUUUCCAACGAUGGAAUUUUUUCGAAAGUUCUUAAAAGAGCCAAAAGUAGAAACCAAGUAGUGAAGAAAUCCAUAAAUGCAGAAAGUACCCUCUUAGCAAAGACUGAAGAAGCUUCGAUUACGAAUUCUGAUUCUAAAAAAAGCAGCAAGGUAUCAGAAAUGGUAUCGAUUUAUUUUAUUCUAAAGCAAUCUAAUGAUUUAAUUCCAAUUUUGGAACUUCAUAUCCGAAUGCCGGCGAAUUCUAAUUUUGACAAAGGAUCAAUAGAAAAUUCUCGAUCUUUAAGAAGAUCAGAAAUUAAAAAAAUUGACAGUGCGGAAAAAUUUGAAAACUCACAAAUAGGAGAAGGAAAUGAAAAAUUUUUAGAACUUGACAAGAAGAAGUUAAGUGGCGAAGAAAAUCGUUCUGCUCUUAAUUAUAAGAAAAGAAGUGAUUUUGUGAAAAAUAUUAUUAGUAAUGUGACGGACUUUGGAUCUAUUUCUGACUUGAGACGAAAACGUCAAUUAUUGUUCUUGGCACUCAAAUAUUUGAAACUCAUAACUGACGAGAGGGAGAAGGAAUUAUCUGGCGGGUAG
Messenger RNA from Leptopilina heterotoma, 3390 nucleotides. RefSeq lists its product as uncharacterized. The coding region runs from base 1 to 3390 and encodes 1129 amino acids. The transcript is spliced from 7 exons. The record is from RefSeq and is a predicted model, not a curated record. Lineage: Eukaryota; Metazoa; Arthropoda; Insecta; Hymenoptera; Figitidae.